Amoebophrya sp. A25 is the source of this 2172-nucleotide messenger RNA. The record is from the annotation of a GenBank genome assembly. Lineage: Eukaryota; Dinophyceae; Syndiniales; Amoebophryaceae.
AUGAAGGGUGGAAAGAUCGCACAAACGGUAGAAGGCUUCAAAUUCGACCCUUCCUUGAAUUAAGCCGAGUCAUCUUCUACUUUGGGUUUUUAGUUGAGAUUGAACUUCUUGAUGAACGUAGAAGAAGAUCAUGUGAGAGUGAAUCUGCUUCUAGAUGAAACCAUGUUUAAUAUACUGAUGAAUUUAGAUUUACUACAUUUAUUACUGUAAAAAAGGUUUGACUAAGGUAGUGGUGGAGUAAGUUCUACUACUACAACUCUGUUGAUUGAGAUUGAGCCUAGUGAUUCGAUGGUGAAAGGUUUGAUGAGAUGUUCUGCUUCUAGUUCUGCUAGCGUCGUGAUUCGUUUUGAAGAUACAAACCUCUUCAUCAAUCUAAUGGAUAGUGAAAGGCUUAAGGUUGUCCUGCGUGAUUGAUCGAGAACCGUUCAAACGAAAACUGGAGUCUUUGCGCAAGUUUCUUGGUAAUGGCCAUCGAGUACAAUUGCAAUUAAGCUUUGCACCAACGUCAGAUGAAGUGAACUACCGAGACCCCAAUGACGUGAAUCCAGUACCGAGACAGCAUCGAGAGUUCGAAAGACAGCGGAAAGGGAAUAAACCGAAUGGGUUUCGCAUGAUGAUAUUAUGAAAGGGAACGAGUUGUAUUUUUUCUAAGUACAACGACCAAAAGAUUGACCACGAGUUCUUGCUAUUUAGUUGUGGAUCAUGAGCAUGAUACAGAUACUUCAUGGAUCAUUAUGUGAUCAACACAAGGUCGUGGAAAUAUACAUAGCUGCUUCAAUAUAGUAAGUACAUAGCUGCUGCGCUAAGGGUGAGAAGUAGAACAAGCUGCAAUGUAGUCCUAGUAGUCCUCUUCUAAUUCCCGAGUUAACUCGGAGAAUUCUAGGCGAAGUGAGGGACCUAGCGCGCCUUGGACCAGACCUUCCCAGUCCAGAGAGUGUGGAAGUUCACCGAAUCACCGCCUUCGUAAACCUGUGGCCAGGAGUGACGAAGAGGGAGCUUACCUCUGAAGAGGAAAUAGCUGACCUGUUGCGGAAAAACAUGGUCUACUCCAAAGGUGGGGUGAUGAGGCAGUACACCAAGAGAGACCGUACCUUUGAUGCGGUGCGGUUAGGGGCGGUAGGAGGCUAUAUUAGAGUUACGGCCUCUAAUUUUACAUUCAUUUCGGAGUGCCUAAACCCUAAUUUUACAUUCAUUUCGGAGCAAUUCAAAUUGUGUGACGAGGCUGUGGUUCCUACAUCAAGUAUAUAUUUUUAGCCCGCUCAAUAUCUCUCGUUCUCGUUCCUUCUAGGUACGUAUACCGUUUUAUAUAUAUAAUGUAAAAUAAAUGCCGUAUUUUUAUGCCGUUAAUCUUAAUUUAAGGUACAACUUCUGUACUGUAAAAAUGAUUUCCAACUUCUCCAUCUAAUCCGAGAGAAGGCGGAAUGGACGAAGGGAAAAGGAGAGGACAGUCCAAACGCGAUUCGAUGGCUGCUGCUUUAUUUGGAUCAUCUGGCAUUUGUGACAACACUGGAAGAGGUGACGGAGGUGAGCAUUACGAGUGAUGGAGAUGAGCAGCACAAAGUGGAGAAAUAUUCUUGCGGUGGAUGAUGACCUCUAAGUUCACACUUUGGUGUUUUUCCUCUUUUUUGUUCAUUUCCUAGUUGGGUUGGCUCCACCGCGCACUAUUAAUAGAAGUAAGGAGAUCUUGUUAGACCUGGGAUGGAGAUGAGCAUCAUGAGGAUUAUAACUAAGGAGGUCACGACCACCAUGCUCGACCAUGAGCUCGUAAAGAACUAAUAUUACAGUAGAAUUAGUUGUCCUUGUCUAAUGAUGUGACUGUAUCCAAGGAACUACUAAUGAUCUCUAGUUGGUUCUCCUGAACACGGAACAAUUGAGAUGAUGAACACGGAACAAACGCAUGACGUUAGAAGAGGGAUAGAGGGCGAGGAGGGCGGGAUUGUCGGAGCCACGUGCCACCUUCAUAAUGUUGAGUAGGAAACUCAUAAUGUCUUAACGCACUGUUCGUGACGUUGCUGCUGACCACCUACUAUGGUCGUAUUCUAACUCGUCUAAGCAUGUUAACGAUGACGAGCAGGUUACUUUUGCUAUGAGAACCUCCAUGAACAAUUAAUUUGUCAAGGUCUGUCUUCUGGUGCCGGUAGAAUAGACGGGGACCUGCUGAACUGAAAGAUG